AUGUGCCGGAAAGAGGAGCAGUUGACGCCAAAUCAGAAGGUCCUGGCUAUAAGGUAUGUUUUACAGGUAUGUUUUUGUUCUUUAGAGCAGAAAAUGGCAGCUUCCUGUAUGAGCCUGUGAGGAUGGUCUAAUUGGCUAUGUAGCUGCUGAAUUACAAAUCAACCCCUAGGCACUUCAUGCAUACUUUUUAAAAGGUUAUUUUCAAAUGUCUUUAGUUGCUGUAUUAUACUGAACAAAAAUAUAAACGCAAAAUGCUAACAAUUUCAAAGAGUUACAGUUCAUAUAAGGAAAUCAGUCAAUUGAAAUAAAUGCAUUAGUCCCUAAUCUAUGGAGUUCACAUGACUGGGAAUACAGAUAUGCAUCUGUUGGUCACAGAUACCUUAAAAAAAAGGUAGGGGCGUGGAUCAGAAAACCAGUCAGUAUCUGGUGUGACCACCAUUUGCCUCAUGCAGCGCGACACAUCGACUUCGCAUAGAGUUGAUCAGGCAGUUGGUUGUGGAAUGUUGUCUCACUCCUCUUCAAUGGCUGUGUGAAGAUGCUGGAUAUUGGCGGGAACUGGAACACGCUGUCGUACACAUCAAUCCAGAGCAUCCCAAACAUGCUCAAUGGGUGACAUGUCUGGUGAAUAUGCAGGGACAUUUUCAGCUUCCAGGAAUUAUGUAUAGAUCCUUGCGACAUGGGGCUGUGCAUUAUCAUGCUGAAACACGAGGUGAUGGCGGCGGAUGAAUGGCACGACAAUGGGCCUCAGGAACUCGUCACAGUAUCUCUGUGCAUUCAAAUUGCUAUUGAUAAAAUGCAAUUGUGUUAGUUUUCUGUAGUUUAUGCCUACGCAUACCAUAACCCCACCGCCACCAUGGGGCACUCUGCUCACAAUGUUGACAUCAGCAAACCGCUGGCCCACACAACGCCAUACACGUGGUCUGCGGUUGUGAGGCCGGUUGGACGUACUGCCAAAUUCUCUAAAACGACGUUGGAGGUGGCUUAUGGCAGAGAAAUUAACAUUCAGUUCUCUGGCAACAGCUCUGGUGGACAUUCCUGCAGUCAGCAUGCCAAUUGUAUGCUCCCUAAAAACUUGAGACAUCUGUGGCAUUAUGUUGUCUGACAAAACUGCACAUUUUAGUGGCAGUUUAUUGUCCCCAGCAAAAGGUGCACCUGUGUAAUGAUCAUGCUGUUUUAUCAGCUUCUUGAUAUGCCACACCUGCCAGGUGGAUGGAUUAUCUUGGCAAAGGAGAAAUGCUCACUAACAGGGACAUAAACACAUUUGUGCACAACAUUUGAGAGAAAUAUGUUUUUUGUGCAAAUGGAACUGGGAUCUUUUAUUUCAGCUCAUGAAACACUUUACAUGUUGCGUUUAUAUUUCUGUUCAGUGUAUGUAUAUCAUUGUUUCUUUGGAGAGAGGGGAGAUAUGCUUUGGGGAUUCUAACUAUGCCUGUAUCACAGUCUGUACUGUCACUGUAAUGACUGUAGUGAGUCAGAUUCUUUGUGUCACAGCCCUUACUGUCACUGUUGACUGUGUUGUGGUGGUCUGUGUGCCUCCUCCACCUCCCCUGCAGGAGAAUGCCCAGUCUGCUGGAGUACUUCAGCUAUAACUGUAACUUCAUGGGCAUACUGGCCGGCCCCACCUCCUCCUACAACGAUUACAUCGCCUUCAUCGAGGGCACGCCCUGCCGUCGCAAUAAAGACCACCAGACCAAUGGGAAGAUCAACGGCAGGCACAAACAGACUGACCCCUCCCCAAACGUAAGCAUUGGUCUCAAAUGCCACUAUGAAUUUUGGAAAGUUACCAAAUCGGCAGCGUUUUCUGCCAUUUUCAUGCCACGUUACUCUCAAUGCUUGUCUGGAACUUUCUAAGACAGGAAAGCAUUGCUGUGUGAUGUGUAGUAAAUGCACAGUAUUCCCUAAUCACUAUUCAUCGUUCACUAAAUGAACAGCAACAUGGCUGUCUUUUGUCUUCCUCGUGAAGCUCUCAAUUAUGCAUAGCAGAUGUGAGUCUUCGCUGAGGUUGCUUCCUAAAUGGCACUGUAUUCUCUUCAUAGUGCACUACUUUUGACCAUGGGCUCUGGUCAAAAGUAGUGAACUAUAUAGUGGAUAAGGUUCCAUUUGGGACAGAGUGUUUUAAUUGGCUGAUGUCCCCCCCCCCCCUUCUCUUCUAUAGAUUGAAGUCGUCCGUAAACUGGCCACCUGUUUCUUCUCCCUCAUGGUUUUCCUCUCGGUCUGUAAAGUGUUCCCUGUGGAACGGAACAUCGACGACGACUUCAUCGCCAACACGCCCUUCUAUGCCCAGGUGGUCUACCUCUACCUGUCCAUGCUGACCACCCGGCCCAAGUACUACUUCGUCUGGACACUGGGUGGGUCUUCUUUCUUUUCUGUUGGCUCGCGGUCUGAUUCUCAAGCCUUUUUAUUUUUUUUAAGGGUGCACUUGCACACUCAUGGUCAUUAACAAUGGUUGAAACUCCCUUCAGCCAAAGCUUAAACCAAUCCAACACUUUCAAAUCCAUGACGGGGGAUUAAGGGAGAAGGGAGAAGGGAGAAGGGAGGAGAAUAGUUUUGGAAGAAGGAAGGAUGUAGCCUUUGUCAGUUUUCCAUAGUAAAUCUCUUUAGGCCUGUAUUCAUUGAUUGACCCUGAAACCAAUUCUUAGCUGCAAUAUCCUCCAUUAUUCCAUGUUGACAAGUAACCCCUCACAGACUGAGAACAGAUGAGCUUUGUAAGGGGGUGAGAUCCGUCCGACUUUGAUCAGAAGCUUCUUGUCCCUGACUUUUAAUGAGCCAGUUGUAUCUGUUAAACCUGGAGGUAACCUAGAGCAGUGUUAAAUUAAUCAUACAGGUGUUUGCAGGCAGAAAGUUGUGUGUGUUUGUUUGUUUGCAGCAAGGUGUGCAUCAUAGAGAGUAUGGUGACAGGUAGAGGUGGGACUCAAUUAGCGCUUCUCUGCACACACACACACACACACACACACACACACACACACACACACACACACACACACACACACACACACACACACACACACACACACACAGAGAGCACGGCUGCACGGCCUGAAGUCAUAAACAUGAUGUAUAGCUCCUGUAUUGUCCUUCACUGUGAUAAUACACUGUUAUUAGUAUGAUGUGUGAUGUUAAUAACAUUAAUUAAUGUUAUUGAUGAUAUUAUCAUCACUAAUAAAUUGUGUACUUUGUGGAUGUACAGUACAGUGAUGGGACAUGAAUAAGACCGGGACUCAUUCAAAGGGGCGUCAGAGCUGCGCACGAUAAUACUGAGAAUACGCCAUAUAAAGGCAAUUUCCCUGACGUUUGCGGAGAGCACAUUCAUGGUAAACCAUGCAGAUGUCUGCUCGAACGUAAAUUACCUUUAAAUGUGAAGUGCAAUGCGCUUGUUGACAAUUCGCCUUUGACUGAAUCCCGGCCUGGAGAUGGUGUUUCUAAAAGCAUGUGUUUUAAUUAUGAACAGCUGAUGCCAUCAACAAUGCAGCAGGAUUUGGAUUCAAUGGAUACAACAGUGACGGCUCACCACGUUGGGAUCUCAUCUCAAAUCUGAGGAUAAUGGAUAUUGAGGUGAAAUGUUAUAACAUUAGUAGUGUCUUCACUCAUGUCUCAGUAUGUUUCUCACAACUCUUUCUAUUACAAUCGACAGUUACUUUAUGUAUACUGAUGUUGUCCUCCUCUCCUUGGUUCCAGUUUGCCACCAGCUUCAAGAUGUUCCUUGACAAUUGGAAUAUACAGACGGCACAUUGGCUCAAAAGGUACAGAAACCAGGCAUAGUCUGUAAUUGGUAAAGACAAAGAGACUUGGUCUUAAUUUAUUUAUGUAAUUAUCAACAUUAGCUUGCAGCCACAUUGUACAUACUAUUUAAAUACAUCGUAAUUACAGUAUAGGCUUCAUGCUUGGGUGUGCCCUAAAUCAUUUGUGGAUACGCCUAGAACCAAGGCUCUGGGGACUUGUCUUGUCUGUCUGUAAAAGUAUGCCACCUAGUGGAGUCAGUUAGCACUAACAGUCUGCUUUAACAUUAUACUGAGUAUACCAAACAUUAGGAAUACCUUCCUAAUAUUGAGUUACACCCUCCCCUUUUGCCCUCAGAGCAGCCUCAAUUCGUCGGGGCAUGGACUCUUCAAUGUGUUGAAAGUGUUCUACAGGGAUACUGGCCCAUGUUGACUCCAAUGCUUCCCAAAGUUGUGUCAAGUUAGCUGGAAGUCCUUUGGGUGGUGGACCAUUCUUGAUACACACAGGAAACUGUUGAGUGUGAAAAACCCAGCAGCGUUGCAGUUCUUGACACAAACCGGUGCGCCUGGCACCUACUACCAUACCCUGUUCAAAGGCACUUAAAUAUUUUGUCUUGCCCAUUCACUCUCUGAAUGGUACACAUACAUAAUCCAUGUCUCAAUUGUCUCGAGGCUUAAAAAUCCUUCUUUAACCUGUCUCCUCCCCUUCAUCUACACUGAUUGAAGUGGAUUUAACAAGUGACAUCAAUAAGGGAUCAUAGCUUUCACCUGGAUUCACCUGGUCAGUCUGUCAUGUUUUGUACACUCAGUGUAUAUAGCCUCUGUAGUCUGCACACAAGGCAAUUGGAGUGGAUUUAUCAGUGGAAUAAAUUGUCUUGUUGUGAGAGGUUAUUGUGAGGUCUUGCUGUGCUGUUGUGUUUGACUGGCUGGUUGUGUGUGUGCAGGGUGUGUUACGAGCGCUGUCCCUACAACCCCACGGCGGCUACCUUCAUCCUGUCGGCCAUGUGGCAUGGAGCCUACCCUGGAUACUACCUCACCUUCCUCACUGGCAUCGUGGUCACACUGGGUGCACGUGCCGUAAGUACUGUCUCUCUCUCUCCAAAACACACACAGACAAAGAAAGGGAGAAACGGAGAGACACGGAGAGAGAGAGAGGUCUAUCUCUCCGUUUCUCUCUCUUCUAAAACACACGCAGACACUCUGACACCGACCUCUCCCCACAAUUCUCCAUCUCUGUCUAGACACACUAAGCCCUAAACUUUUCAUAGGCACAGAUAAAAUGUCAUGCACUGUACCCACUAAAAACAAAUAACAUAUUUUCUGAUUGUCAACGAUUUCUGCUAUUGCUAUAACAAUAGAUAUCCUGAUGGCCCCGUCGUUCCCAUCACAGAUUGAACAAAGUGUCUGGGCCAUGGUCAUCCUGAUGUACCAUUAGUGUUAGAGGAUCAGUCAUAGUUAGGCUGCCAUAGAGACUCACUGUGCUAUGAAGGCCUAGCCUGAAUAAAGCAUAUUUAUUAGAGUCUGGGGUUGAGUCCCAAAUGUUACCCUAUUCCCUAUAUAGUGUAAUACUUUUGACCAGAGGCCUAUGGGGGUACCUUAUGGGCUCUGGUCAAAAGUAGUGCACUAUAUAGGGAAUAGGGUGCCAUUUGGGACGCACCCUGGGUCCAGCUGGACUGCACAGAUAACAGGCCAGAUACACAGAUGGAGAGGAGACCGGGCAGGACUCCGGCUAAUGGAGCGUCACCUGAGACACUUUGAAACUCACUGAGGCAGACAACCGCUGGUGUAUGAGCUGCUGAGAGAGAAAGUCCAAUUGGAAACGUAUUACUUGACUCUUAAACUGCAUCCCAAAUGGCACUCUAUUCCCUAGUGCACUACUUUUGACCAGGACCCAUGCACUAUAUAGGGAAUAGGGUGCCAUUUGGGACCUUAGAUGUGGUAACUGUAAACGAGGAAGGGGGAGAGAGUUAAGGGCAGUGCAACAUAUUUUAGAUUUAGAAGGGCCGUUUGUUGUAAAUUUAGAUUUUCACUGUUUCACUUCUUCUUUUGCUCUGAAUUCAUUGCUUUGGUUCUUUAUUCUCUCCAGAUGAGACACAACGUGAGACCAUACUUCCUAGGCUCUCCUUCACACAAGCUAGUAUAUGAUGUGAUCACGUGGGCGGGCACCCAGAUUGCCAUUUGUUACACUGUGGUGCCUUUUGUGCUGCUGUCUGUCGGGCCCUCUAUGAAGUUCUACAGGUGAGUGACCAGAAACUAUGUCUCCGUCCCAAAUGGCACCCUAUUCCCUUUAUGGUGUGCUACUUUUGACCAGGGCCCAUAUGGAUCUGGUCAAAAGUUGUGCACUAUAUAGGGAAUAGGGUGCCAUUUAGGACACAUGCAGAGAACAGUACAUUACCUCACUCAAGUCAAAAAAAGUAUUCAUAGUUUGUUACCUUGGAUGGAAGUGCAAGAAGAAUUGUGUUUUUGUCUGAACCUCUGACCAACAGGAGAAUGUAUUGCUGAACUGUAGAGGACCGUUAGUCCCUCAAACAGACAUUCAUAUUCAGAAUAUGAAUCGAGCUAGCAAGCUCUAGAGAGAUUUAAUUUAUGAUCUUUGAGAAUAAUCGAGGGUAUUAAACACAUUUGAUGUUGACAAUAAUUAUACUUAUACAGUGGCUUUUUGUUCCUUUUCUAAGAAGUUGAAUGAACUUGUUAUGUGCCUGAUUGUUGAUGAAAAAUGUGUACAACACCAAGAGAAGUUCCUAGCAACAUUUGUUGCUUGGCAAUAAGGUUUUCUGAUUCUGAAAUUGAUCCCUAAAUCAUCCUCUCUCUCAUCCGUCCCCAGGUCCUGGUACUUCAGUGUCCACGUCUGCUGUGUCCUCCUGGCUGUAGCCCUGCCAGUCAAACCCCGACACCUGCGCCUGAAGGAGGCUCCCGUCCUCUCCCACCUGGACUCCACCUCCACAGAUGGCAACUGCAACCAGAAGACCAAAGCCACAUGA
Molecule: messenger RNA, 6697 nt
Organism: Coregonus sp. 'balchen'
Lineage: Eukaryota; Metazoa; Chordata; Actinopteri; Salmoniformes; Salmonidae
Source: the annotation of a GenBank genome assembly